Fraxinus pennsylvanica is the source of this 1422-nucleotide messenger RNA. The record is from the annotation of a GenBank genome assembly. NCBI's taxonomy places the organism in Eukaryota, Viridiplantae, Streptophyta, Magnoliopsida, Lamiales, Oleaceae.
AUGGCAGAGUUCCAAGACUAUGUCAUUUACUUCCUCAUUUGGCUUGUUUCUGCUAUUCUGAUACGAAUAUUUAUCAGAAAACGAACCACAUCAGGCCUUCCUCCAAGCCCUCUAGCCUUACCAAUUAUUGGUCAUCUCCACCUCCUCGCCCCAAUACCUCACCAAGCUCUAGCCAAGCUGUCUCAACGUUAUGGACCUUUGAUUCACAUAUUUCUUGGUUCAGUCCCUUGUGUAGUUGCUUCCUCACCUGAAAUGGCUAAAGAUUUCUUGAAAGCAUACGAAAGUUCCUAUUCCAAUCGACCUCAUAGUUUUGCUACUGAUUACCUAACUUAUGGUUCUCAAGACUUCUCAUUUGCACCUUAUGGACCUUAUUGGAAGUUCAUGAAGAAACUAUGCAUGUCUGAACUUCUUGGUGAUCAAACACUAGAACUGCUACUUCCAGUUAGACGAUCUGAAAUGAGACGUUUUAUAGAAUUUUUAUCACGAAAAGCUAGUGCAGGCAAGUCAACUGAUAUUGGUGGAGAGCUUAUUAGACUGACAAAUAAUGUAAUAUCAAGAAUGAUUAUGAGUGAAAGGUGUUCAGAAGAUGAAGAUGAAGCUGGAGAUGUCAGGAAAUUGGUUCAAGAAAUUGCUGAGCUUACCGGGAGGUUUAAUCUGAUGGAUUUUAUUUGGUAUUGUAAAAAUUUGGAUUUGCAGGGAUUCGGAAAGAGGCUUAAGGAGGUUCGUGACAGAUUUGAUGUGAUGAUGGAGAGGGUCACUGAUGAACAUCAAAAUCUAGGCCGGAAAUUGAAGCUAGAAAACGAGGAAGGAGAAGGCGUAAAAGAUUUGCUCGACAUUUUACUUGAUAUAUCAGCAAAUGAGAGCUCAGAGACGAGUUUGACAAGAGAGAACAUUAAAGCUUUUAUCCUGGACAUAUUUGCUGCAGGAACUGAUACAUCAGCAAUCACAACAGAAUGGGCUCUGGCAGAACUAAUCAACCAUCCAAACAUAUUGCAUAAAGCCCAGCAAGAAAUUGAUUCUGUUGUUGGAAAAAACAGACUUAUAGAAGAAUCAGACAUCCCAAAACUUCCAUACCUUCAAGCCAUUGUUAAAGAAACGGAUCUUAAACACUGGGAAAAUCCACUGGAGUUCCGGCCAGAAAGGUUCUUGAACGAGGAUGGUAAUGUGAAAGCACAGUUAGAUGUAAGAGGACAACAUUAUCAUUUGUUGCCAUUUGGGAGUGGUCGAAGAGGAUGUCCCGGAACUUCUUUGGCUUUGCUGGUUGUUCAGACAACCUUAGCAGCCAUGAUUCAGUGCUUUGAGUGGAAAGUUGAAGGGAAUGGGACUGUGGAUAUGGAAGAAGGACCUGGUAUAACACUUCCAAAGGCACAUCCUUUGAUUUGUUUCCCUGUGGCUAGAUGUAAUCCAAUGCCAUCUAUGUAA